Molecule: messenger RNA, 2048 nt
Organism: Punica granatum (pomegranate)
Lineage: Eukaryota; Viridiplantae; Streptophyta; Magnoliopsida; Myrtales; Lythraceae
Source: RefSeq, a predicted model, not a curated record
GAGCGCGAGCAUGUUCUUCCCGCCAUUUCUCUGCAAAACCUAGAGAGAGAGAGAUGGAGGAAGAAAUCAAAGCGGAGUUCAGGAAAAGCGGCUUCGCUCUUGACGGCGACGAGGAUGAGAUUCUCCGGAAAUGUCUCACGUUCUGCAUCAAUUACAGCCUCACCCCCUCGGAUCUCGUCUCGAGCUGGGAGGUUUACUAUCUCAAUAGGCUACUGAAUGGAUCCACUGUGCAAAAUGCUGAAAUGGAUGGAUUUCUGCUGCACCUGCAAAAUGUGGUGAAGGAGUCCAUUAUCACGGAGGAACCGGACUUGCACAUAUAUUCGAGUAAAGAUGUAGACAUGAUCUUAAACAAUGAAGAUGAGUAUGUGAGGGAAGAAACUAUUGGGACACCAACAAAUAAAUUAUAUUCCCUCUCCUCAGAGCAAUUUGAUUAUGAGCAUCAACCAAAUGGUUCGGCUUAUUCUUCUGGUAAGCCAUCAAAUGUUAUUACACCUUUCGGGCAACGAAGAGAAAAAUUUGCUGUGAAAUACAGCAUCAACCAACUGUCCACGGAAGAGAAUGGGAAGAAGGAACUUGUUGCUGAGGACUCUGAAGAUGAUUUUCUUAAGAAAGUAAAGACUCGUGAAAGAUGCUCCAUGGUAGUUCACGGAACAAAACCAGAACCAAAUUGCAGAUUUAUGUAUGACAGAACAGAAGACAGGUUUCGUGCACUUGAGAGCCGCAUUAGAAGGCAUACAAGUGCUUUUGUUGCUUCCGGUGUACAUAAGGACCUGAUGGAUCCCACAGUUGCUUCACAGCAGAAGAGCAUAUUUGCUGUUGGCAUGAUAUGUUGUGAUGGAGAAGGCCAUUUGAAUGACAAGUCCAUCUUGUUGCAAAGCAGUGCUGAAUGUUCAGGAGGACAACGUGUCCGCUUAGAUUUACAGAGGCUAAGCCAAUUUUCUAUAUUCCCUGGACAGGUAGUUGGAAUCGAAGGUAACAACCCCAGCGGACAUUGUCUCAUUGCAUCAAAGAUUAUAGACUCCAUCCCUGUAAGUGUACCUGCCGAUGUCAGCUUGCGUCCAGUGAAGAGGCAAGCUCUGAAUCAGGGGACUCAGUUAACUGAUCCAUCUUCCUCUGAUGAAGAAUUAUCUGUGAUCAUUGCAGCAGGUCCUUUUACUACCACGGACAACUUGUUUUUCGAACCUUUAACAGAGCUGCUGGCCUAUGCAAGCAGAAAAACACCUCAGCUUCUUAUACUACUGGGGCCAUUUGUGGACUCGGAACACCCUGAGAUAAGGAGAGGGGCUACUGAUAGGAGCUUUGAUGAAAUAUUUCAUGUGGAAAUCAUGAGAAAGCUACGAGAUUAUGUGGAUUAUCUAGGUGAUGCUGCUCGAGUAGUCCUUGUUCCAUCCAUACGGGAUGCUAACCAUGACUUUGUUUUCCCUCAGCCUGGUUUUGAUAUUCCUUCAUCUAAUCUCAAUAAUCAGAUAACAAAUCUCACUAACCCAGGGAUUUUCGAGGCAAAUCAGGUCAAGGUAGGUUGCUGCACGGUAGAUAUUUUGAAACAGCUUAGUGGAGAGGAGAUGUCGAGAAAUCCAUCCAAUGGGAUACCAAGUGAUCGCAUGAGUAGACUUGCUUACCAUAUUCUCAGCCAGCGCAGCUUUUAUCCUCUAUAUCCACCGGCAGAGGAUGUCCCAUUGGAUUUUUCACUUGCUCCAGACACCCUCCAUUUCUCGUUAAUCCCAGACAUACUCGUCUUACCUUCUGAUAUGAAGUACUUUGUAAAGGUUGUGUCUGGUGGAGGAAGAAAUGAUGGGGAAGAGCAGGUAAAGUGCAUCUGCAUUAAUCCCGGAAGACUAGCGAAGGGAGAAUGCGCUGGAACAUUCGUGGAGCUUCACUACAAUGGGGAUCCUGACACAGCGAGUGCUUCUAUUAUUGGCAUUUAAAUAGCAGACGGACUUCCAGGUAGAUUACUUCAUCAGUAUAAAUCCAAGCUUGCCUAGCAGUUUAAGAUGGUAAUUACGGUCCAAAGUAUAUUUAAUCAGCUUUUAGUGGUUCAUUAGAGAAUU